CUUUCAUCAUCCCUCCCGUCCACUUUUUCCACCUCCCACUCUACCUUCUCUGUUUCUCUCUCUACCUCUUUCUCUUCUACACCUUCCCACCUCAACCUUUCACGCCCCUCUUGUAUCCGCUCCGAAUCCCUUCCUCUUUACCUACCUCUCUCUACAUCUCUACUCCAUCCGUCCCUCCUCACCUCCCCGUUGCCGGACAUUCUUCUUAUCUCCUCCUCCCCUCCCCGGCACUUUGAUCUACUGAGUCUAGAACUCUAUAGACCAUCAGUCCCGUAGCUGAGUGCUUGCCUGCCGCUCAAACCCUCCCCAAAAAAAAAAGGUACAUUAGACUUUUACUCCUCAAACGUCGUCCCAGCCCUUUCAGUUCCCACCUUCUCGGGCAUACAUCAUGUCUGCCAGCCAAGACCCCAUUCCGGCCAACGGUGGCAGCAUCGAGGAGAACCUCGAUCACCUCAAGCUCGAUGACAAUGAGCCUCGCCUCGGUCCCGAUGGCGAGCCUGCCCCCAGAACCGACGAAGAAUACGCCCAGACUACCCUUACUCUGAGAGCUAUCGUGUCUUCCAAAGAAGCUGGUGUGAUCAUCGGCAAGGGCGGCCAGAAUGUUGCCAACCUCCGUGACGAAACUGGCGUCAAGGCUGGUGUUAGCAAGGUUGUCCAGGGUGUUCAUGACCGCGUCCUGACCAUUACCGGAGGCUGCGAUGCUGUCUCCAAGGCGUACGCUGUUGUCGCUCGCUCCCUUCUCGAAGGCGCCCCGUCUGUUGGCAUGGGUGGCGUCAUCUCUGCCAACGGCACUCAUCCCAUCAAGUUGCUCAUCUCCCACAACCAGAUGGGCACAGUCAUCGGCCGCCAAGGCCUCAAGAUCAAGCACAUCCAGGAUGUCUCGGGCGUUCGCAUGGUUGCGCAGAAGGAGAUGCUGCCGCAAUCAACCGAACGCGUAGUUGAGGUGCAGGGUACUCCCGAGGGCAUUCAGCGCGCUGUCUGGGAGAUUUGCAAGUGCCUGGUCGAUGACUGGCAGCGGGGCACCGGCACCGUUUUGUACAACCCUGUUGUCCGCGGCGGUGGCCAACCUCUCGGCGGCGAUCGCAACUAUCCCCAGGAAAGGUCGUACGGUAGCUCCCGUGUCACACGGACUGGCAAUGGUGCCGAUUUCAGCAGCAACAGUGGUGGACGCCCUUACAACCGUCGUUCUGAUUCCGACGCCGCCUCUCGUGGCCCUCCUACCCAUGAUGAGAACGGGGAGGAACUCCAGACCCAGAACAUCAGCAUCCCCGCUGAUAUGGUUGGCUGCAUUAUUGGACGUCAAGGCACCAAGAUUAGCGAAAUUCGCAAGGCCUCUGGUGCGCGCAUCUCGAUUGCCAAGGGCCCUCAUGACGAAUCUGGCGAGCGCAUGUUCACCAUUAUGGGCUCCGCCAAGGCCAACGAGACAGCUCUGUACCUCCUCUACGAGAACCUGGAGGCGGAGAAGACGCGCCGCUCUCAGCAAGCUCAGGAGCCUUCCGAGUAGAGUGCGGAGGAAUCAUAUGGCGCGAGGCUGUAGCCAACAAAACUCUUUCAUUUGCUGAAAGAGUUGAUGGCGGCAGUAUUUCAGUUAUUUGACCACAUUACCCAGGUUGUUUUACAUUAAAGGAAAACGUUCGGCAGCCCCUUGUUAUGAGUCGUUCCGAAAAUGACAGCCCGCAAGGCUCGGAAUUGUGGCAGGAAGCACAACAGGACGACAGUUUCUUGAUCAAAAGCAUAGUCGACGGACCACUUUCGGUUCUCCUUUACGAACUGGGUCAUUCCCUAUCCCGCAUUGUAUUCGGCAACACCUCCCUUAUCUCGCCAGUUUUCACACUUUUUGCCUAGAUAGGCCGCGCAAGCUGGCCUGGGUGGUGGAAAUUUUGGUGUGAGGGCACUCAGACUACAAGCCUUGUCUUUGACUUGGUGUCGUUGUUUGUAUCCCACGAGCCGAUUCCAGCAUCGACAUGGGAUAGUCCGGCGUGUUUGCAGCAGACAUCCAUGCGAUUCCUUACACCGUUCAACAUCUUUCCCGCAUCUCAUCACCCGAGCCUGUUGGCGUGCUUUUCCAGCAUUCAGCACUACCGCCGAGGCCUCUCCCAUCUCUUACACCGAAUCUUUUUUUUACUGCGCUGAUACAUACGACAGUCCUGAGGUGGUGUCCAUGAUCAGGAACUAUAACAAAGUGCUGGGAUCUGGCCAGAACGUCAACCACCCGUUAAGUGGAGGUUUAAACCUGCUUGGUAGUCAGUUAGGCAUAGAUAGCACAAAAACGAAGGGCAAUAAAUGUCGCUCUUUUGGUCCAGUUGUGUUUUUCG
Messenger RNA from Neurospora tetrasperma FGSC 2508, 2315 nucleotides. RefSeq lists its product as uncharacterized. NCBI's taxonomy places the organism in Eukaryota, Fungi, Ascomycota, Sordariomycetes, Sordariales, Sordariaceae. Gene Ontology annotation, biological process: 3'-UTR-mediated mRNA stabilization. The transcript has 5 exons. The coding region runs from base 389 to 1504 and encodes 371 amino acids. Gene Ontology annotation, molecular function: mRNA 3'-UTR AU-rich region binding. Gene Ontology annotation, cellular component: nucleus; cytoplasm. The record is from RefSeq and is a predicted model, not a curated record.